This is a messenger RNA of Protopterus annectens (West African lungfish), 889 nucleotides long. Its product is annotated as zymogen granule membrane protein 16-like. The transcript has 4 exons. The coding region runs from base 1 to 639 and encodes 212 amino acids. The record is from RefSeq and is a predicted model, not a curated record. NCBI's taxonomy places the organism in Eukaryota, Metazoa, Chordata, Ceratodontiformes, Protopteridae.
AUGAGGUAUCAGAAAGAUUCAAAGUUGUUUGAGCUGGAAAAGAAACUUGUCAACUUUCAAGAGGAUAAAGCAAAGGGUCCAGAUGGGAUAUUAUUCACAAUGACUCCUUCUGUGACCAUUACGUUAUUCUUCAUAGCUGUUACAUUUGGUGCUGGAAAUGCUGCCCAGCCUCGCUUCUCAUCCUAUUCUGGUGAAUAUGGUGUGGGUGGUGGAACAGCUUUCACUCACUCUGGAGUGCAUAUGUCUGGAACAAUCACUGCUCUGAGAAUCCGAGAGAGUACUUCCUAUGUUGUUGGUAUCCAGGUGAGGUAUGGAAAUGUGUGGAGUAAUUAUGAAGGCAAUCAAGGUGGUACACUCCAUGAAAUCAACCUUUAUCCAGGCGAGUACAUCAACCAGGUGUCUGGCAAGCAGAACAGCUACAUUGCUCAACUAAUCUUUGUCACUAACCUGGGUCGUAUGUUCCAUUUUGGGCAACCAUCUGGUACUUGCUUCAACUCCUUCCCAAUAUACCGCAACACCAUCCUGCGCUACAUAAGUGGGCGACACAAUGGGGGUGUCAUUACUGCCAUUGCAUUUCAUUAUGAUAUGCUACGAGACAGCAAUGGAAACUGCAUUACCUGCAAGGAAGGAGAUAACUAGAAUAAUAUUUUGGUGGUGACACACACAUUUCUAAUGCUUUCUUUAAUCUUCUGUGAUUGAAAAAAGUAGGGGAUUUUGAAAAGGUGCAUCUGGAAAUACAACAGGCAAACAUUUUUGGUUUAACAUUUACUUCCUUCCUUCAACUGAAGCUUGUCUUAUUGAAAAAUAUAUAUUUUUUAACAAUCAAUUUGUAUUAAAAUAACAGCAAUCAACAACAAAAUAUUUACAUAUAUAAUGUACAGAAAAAGCA